AUGGUUAAGGUGGCUGUUGAGAAGUCGAAGCGCAAGAGCUUAACGCUGAUGCAAAAAAUGGAAAUUAUUAAAAAAUUGGAGAAUAAUACUGGAACCAAAAUAGCAAUUGCGAAAGACUAUGGAGUAAACCGUGCAACCAUUCGAAAGAUUGAGCUUCAAAAAGGCAAGCUAGUGCAAGCGUCAUCCAGUCGUGGGUUCAAAAGUUCUAAAGUGAAGUACGCUACUCUCGGUAAAUAUCACCUGUUAGAGCAUGCCUUAUUUUAUUGGUUUAUUCAAAUGCGUGAUAAACAUCAAAUCAUUACAAACAAUUUGAUUCGUGCAAAGGCCAGGGUUUUCGCAAAGGAGUUUAAUAUUCCUGCAGAUUUUAAAUUCAGUGAGACAUGGAUGCGAAACUUUAAGACUCGUUUUGGCAUUCGGCGCCUGAAGGUUUCAGGGGAGAAGUUGUCUAGUGAUGCUGCCAGCGUGGAACCAUUCAAACUGAAUUUCUUGUCUUACUUGCAAGAGCGAAAUUUGACCGCGCAACAGGUUUAUAAUGGCGAUGAAUCAUCUCUUUUUUAUAAGGCUCUCCUCGGGUACACUCUGGUUCACGCUAAAGAAACUACUGCUCCAGGGCUAAAGAUGGCAAAAGAUCGAAUAACUUUUAUGCCAUGCGCAAAUGCUACAGGUACUCAUAAAUUACGGAUGUUAGUUAUUGGAAAAUCUAAAAACCCAAGGGCUUUCAAAAAUGUUCAAAUUCCUGUAGAUUAUGCCUCAUCGAAAAAUGCUUGGAUGACGCGCGAAAUAUUUCAGAAGUGGUUUCACGAGUCUUUCGUACCAAAUGUACGAGAUUUUUCCAAUAGAGCGGGAAUUGAAACAAUGGCCGUUCUCCUUCUUGACAAUUGUACGGCACAUCAUUUUCAACACGAGCUGAUUUCGGAUGACGGUUUGAUUGAGGUAAAGUUUUUGCCACCAAACGUGACUCCGUUGUUACAGCCCAUGGACCAGCAGGUCAUUCAAAUUAUUAAGACAAACUACCGCGACAAAUUACACCUUGAAAUCGCUAAUGAGCCUGACUUCGAACAACGUAUUAAAAAAAUCAACCUUAAGGACGUUUCUUUUUGGCUGCAUGAAGCAUGGAUGGAUGUCUCCGAAACAGUGAUUCAACGAUCUUGGAAAAAUAUAGGCUGGAUAGUUGGAACGAACCUGCUGCACGAAGACAGCGUCCCUUUGCACGCUGAAAUUUUCGCUCUGGUAUUCAAUAAGGACGACAAAAGCUCCGGCGACACAGAUGAAGAAGGAAAUGACGUGAAUGCCGUGGCUGAACACGAUGAAGAAGAUUUAAUUUUGAAGAGCAUCGUACCUCCAGAUCCAUCAUUGACCCGAACGCAGCAAGUCGCACAAGAACUGGCCCGAGUGAUCGAAUGGGCUGAGGACAAACAUUUGGAGAUAGCCGAUAUUCUCCACCUCCGGAAAAUUCGCAGUGUUGCGCUGCAGUUGUGCUUAAAUGAAUAA
Wyeomyia smithii (pitcher-plant mosquito) is the source of this 1491-nucleotide messenger RNA. Its product is annotated as jerky protein homolog-like. The transcript has 2 exons. Gene Ontology annotation, cellular component: nucleus. NCBI's taxonomy places the organism in Eukaryota, Metazoa, Arthropoda, Insecta, Diptera, Culicidae. Gene Ontology annotation, molecular function: DNA binding. The record is from RefSeq and is a predicted model, not a curated record. Bases 1 to 1491 code for a protein of 496 amino acids.